GCUCCGCCGUCCUCCCGCCGGGAGAAGUUUGGCUCGGGAGCAGCGCAGCCGCUGGGGCCGCCGCGGCGGGGCCGGGAGCUGCGCCGGGAGUCGCCGCGCCCGGGGCCGCGGCGGGACGGGGGUCGCUUCCAGCGGGAGGCGGCGCGGGGACGCCGGCGGCGGCAGCGGCGCUUCGGGAGCCGCCCCGCCCGCGCCAUGGCAGCGCGGUCCCGCAGACCCUGGCUGAGCGUGGUGCUGGGGCUGGUGCUGGGCUUCACGGCCGCCUCCUGGCUCAUCGCCCCCAGGGUGGCCGAGCUGGGCGAGAAGAAGAGGCGCGGCGCCAGCCUCUGCUCCUACUACGGCCGCUCGGCGGGGCCGCGGGCGGCCGGGGGCGCGGCGGCGGCGGGCGGGCAGCAGGCGCCGCCAGAGGCGGCGGCGGUGCUGGGCGGCACGAGUUUCAGGAGCAGCCCCUGGGAACUGCCGGCGGCGGCGGCGGAGGGCACGGUCUCCAGCCCCGCCGUCGGCGGGGAAGGGGAGCCGGAGGAGGAGGAGGAGGGCGGCGAGAAGCGGAGCGGCCGGCCCGGCGGCAGCCACAACGGGAGCGAAGACUGGGGGGGCUGCGGCAAGACCCGCAACUUCCUCUACGUGGGGGUGAUGACGGCCCAGAAGUACCUGGGCAGCAGGGCGGUGGCGGCGCAGCGGACGUGGGCGCCCUCGGUGCCGGGCCGCGUGGAGUUCUUCUCCAGCCAGGGCUCCGCCGCGCCUCCCGGGCUGCCCCCGCUGCCCGUCGUCGCCUUGCCCGGCGUGGACGACUCGUACCCGCCGCAGAAGAAGUCCUUCAUGAUGAUCAAGUACAUGCACGACCACUACCUGGACAAGUACGAGUGGUUCAUGCGGGCGGACGACGACGUCUACAUUAAAGGUGAAAAAUUGGAGGAAUUUCUUCGCUCACUGAACAGCAGUAAACCUCUGUAUUUGGGACAAACUGGUCUGGGUAAUAUUGAGGAACUCGGAAAACUCGGGUUGGAGCCUGGAGAGAAUUUCUGCAUGGGAGGGCCGGGAAUGAUUUUCAGCCGGGAGGUUCUCAGGCGGAUGGUGCCACAUAUAGGUGAAUGCCUUCGAGAAAUGUACACUACUCAUGAGGAUGUGGAGGUGGGCAGGUGUGUCCGAAGGUUUGGAGGAACUCAGUGUGUUUGGUCCUAUGAGAUGCAGCAAUUGUUUCAUGAAAACUAUGAACACAACCGCAAAGGUUACAUUCAAGAUCUUCACAACAGCAAGAUUCACACAGCCAUAACACUUCAUCCAAACAAAAGACCAGCCUACCAAUACAGGCUGCACAGUUACAUACUGAGUCGCAAAAUUUCCGAACUGCGCUAUCGGACCAUCCAGCUCCAUAGAGAAAGUGCCCUGAUGAGCAAGCUCAGUAACAGUGAAGUAAAUAAGGAAGAUCAGCAAUUGGGAAUGAUGCCAUCAUUCAAUCAUUUCCAGCCACGUGAAAGGGAUGAAGUCAUCGAGUGGGAGUUCCUGACAGGAAAAUUUCUUUACUCAAUGGUGGAGAACCAGCCACCCCGGCAGAGUCUGAGCAGCGUCCUGAGGGCUGCACUGGAUGACACCGUGAUGCAAGUCAUGGAAAUUAUAAAUGAGAACUCUAGAUCUAGAGGAAGGCUCAUUGAUUUCAAGGAAAUACUGUAUGGCUACCGCAGGGUGGACCCUCUGCAUGGAGUGGAGUACAUUCUGGAUUUACUGCUUUUGUACAAGAGGCACAAAGGAAGGAAAGUUACGGUUCCGGUGAGACGCCACGCUUACCUUCAGCAAUUGUUUAGCAAACCUUUCUUCAAAGAAGCAAAGGAGCUGGAUGUAAGAAGCCUACUGGAGGAUACCAACACUGACACUCAAUCUUUCUCUUUCCUUUCAAAUUCUUUAAAGAUUUUUUCUUCAUCAUUCCAAGGCACCAAAGACAUUGCGAGACGCAGUGACAAGAAAAUACAUAUUCUUGUCCCUCUCACAGGAAGAUUUGACAUUUUCUCAAGAUUUAUGGAUAACUUUGAGAAGACUUGUCUGAUACCCAGUCAGAAUGUAAAGCUGGCGAUAAUUCUCUUCAGUUCCGAAUCGGGCCAAGAUUCCAGCAGACACAUAAAGCUGAUGAAAGAAUACAAUGUUAAGUAUCCUAAGGCAGAUAUGACCCUGAUUCCGAUGGCAGGAAAGUUUUCUAGAGGGUUAGGUCUUGAAAUGGCCUCAUCUCAGUUUGACAAUGGCACUUUGCUGCUGUUCUGUGAUGUUGAUCUGGUGUUCACACCAGACUUCCUCCAGCGAUGCAGAGAUAACACUAUUCAGGGAGAACAGGUUUACUACCCUAUCAUCUUUAGCCAAUAUGAUCCAAAAGUAAUAUAUGGAGACAACCCUCCAGCUGAGGGUAGUUUUGUUUUCACAAAAAAAACUGGAUUUUGGAGGGAGUAUGGAUUUGGAAUUACCUGUAUUUACAAAAGUGAUCUACUUACUGCUGGUGGAUUUGAUACCUCAAUUCAAGGCUGGGGACUAGAGGAUGUAGACCUCUUUACUAAAGUGAUAACAUCUGGCUUGAAGGCUUUCAGAAGUCAAGAAGUAGGAGUUGUCCAUAUUUUUCAUCCAGUUCAGUGUGACCCCAAUUUAGAUCCGAAACAAUAUAAAAUGUGCUUAGGGUCCAAAGCAAGUACGUUUGCCUCUACCAUGCAGCUUGCUGGACUCUGGCUACAGAAACAUUUGGGUGUCAAGUACAAUCAAACUGUGUCCUGACAUCUCAGCUUAUUUGGCCUUUUAAGGGAGUUUACCUCAUUAUUGUUAUUAUUAUUUGAUCUUGUUGUCAUAGUUUUAAACUCCCUCCUAUUGUCUUCCAAAGACUGUUGACCUCAAACAGGAUGAGUCUGCUGUUCACUGAUGUUUCUUAUAGCUACUGAACUGGUGAGGUGAAUUCCUUCAUGUUUCCUUUGUUUGAAAUUCAGUCAAGUCACAGAAAUCAUAUGUUCCCAUGGAGCACAUGCAUCACAAGAGACUGCAUGAGAAGAAUGUUCUCCUUCAGCUUUGGGAUGCAGUAUCGUCUUUGCUGCAUUUCUCAGAUUUCGUGUGAUAUAAAUAUUUACUGGUGAAGGUACCACAAAAGUGCUUUAUGCUUCUUCUGGGGAUGGAACUCUGUAAGAUAAACUUGAGUUUUAUAAUUUAUAUGAGGAGUUAUAUGUAUAAACACUACUUUUCUUCAUCUUUAGAAUUUUUAAAGUAAAUGAAUAACUAUGAUUGUACCUUUAUUUUUUAAAAAAAAGCUAAAAAAAAAAAAAAAAAACAAAAAAGACACACACCAAAACCACAACCAAACAAACAACACCCAGAAAAGCUGAGGAGCUACUUGCAAAUACAACUGGUACUGGCUACCAAGGUCCUUAAAUGUCUUAUUAUAAUAAUGAACUCCUCAUUGUUGUUCACUCUAAGUGUAAAUGAACUUUAUUUUCACAAGGAACAGGAUUUAAUCAGAUACUCAUGCACACUUUAGAAGUUGUGUGAACCAACGUUCUUCAUUUGCAGGCAAGAAGAAACUAAGACUUAACAUGGUCGUUCAUGAUAAAGUGCAGGCAUACAGUAUUCUUUUUUUGAAACACAUAGUAUAAGUUGCUGUUCCUCUUCUUAGACUGAGUCUCUAAUACAUAAUUUUCUUUUACAUUCCUUUCAUAAAGCUGCAUUUCAUACAGAGUAUUAGAAGUUAAAGCUGUAUCUUUUUUUUCACAUUUUCCAUGAAUAUUGGUACUCAGUAGUAGGUUGUUGUUCAGUUAAAAUAAUUGUAGAAUAAUUAUUUAAAUUUCAAAAUUUACUAUUGCUGGUCAAAGUUCCUUGCCAAUAUAUUUAUAUUAGUGAAGGUUAUAAGACUGUGUUAAGAUUUAUCUCUCUGGAGUUGUCAUAUUGUGGAUUCACAGAGUAAAGUAUUUAAAAUACCAACGUAAGAAGUAAUAAAA
Messenger RNA from Falco peregrinus (peregrine falcon), 3956 nucleotides. It is a transcript of the gene CHSY3, whose product is annotated as chondroitin sulfate synthase 3. NCBI's taxonomy places the organism in Eukaryota, Metazoa, Chordata, Aves, Falconiformes, Falconidae. Gene Ontology annotation, molecular function: glucuronosyl-N-acetylgalactosaminyl-proteoglycan 4-beta-N-acetylgalactosaminyltransferase activity. Bases 196 to 2751 code for a protein of 851 amino acids. The record is from RefSeq and is a predicted model, not a curated record. Gene Ontology annotation, cellular component: Golgi cisterna membrane. The transcript has 3 exons.